AUGAAGGCCAUUUGGCUGGCACUUUGCCUGCCAAGCGUCUUCGUGACGGCCGCCAAGCUGUCGAGGAGCUCCAGUGCCAGCCCGAAGCUCCAGCACGACUCCAGCCAGGAGGCCACCGCCCUUGCGCGGCUUGCAUCCAAAAACGCAGUGACGCAGAAGCUCCGCAAGUCGCACAAAGAUGGAAACGCUUGUCCAGACAACCAGUUUCCACCUGUGAAUGUUACUGUUCAGGGAGUUGGUUAUCUGGACGAUAUCCUCUCGGGGGACAUUCUGGGCCAGUUGCAGACCAAUCUUGCUGGCCAUCCUGACUGGGAGAUAGGCAAACCUUGGACCUUGAGCAUGGUGGCCGACUCUGCCGAGAGACAGAUGGACCGCAAGUUCGGCUUCGCAGGUGGAGAAGGCUUCAAUGUUUUCACUGUGAAGAAGGCGAAAGUGGGACAGAAGAUCACAGUGACAGACAAGGUGAAGACUUUGGCGGGCAACACGCGUUUAGAAUAUCGUGGGCAGAACCCCAUUACCCUCGAGGAUGCAAUCCAUUUGACAGACAUCUGCCUCCGCAUCUCGGCUCUCGAAAAUUUUGUGCGGGGUGGACGCAAAGCAAAGGUGCAGCGGACGCGCCGUGAGCGACAGCACAAGAAGGAGUGCCUGGAUGACGACCUCUGGAAGCGGAAGUUGAAUCCCGAGCAGGAGCAUGUGCUGCGAGCAGAUGAAGUGCGCAGAGGAGGCGCCCUGCGCGCCGGCGACGAUGUACAGCAAGAGGCCGGACUACGACACCGCCUUCGGAAGCAAGUUUGCUCCAAAGACCUGUGCGACUCCACUCUUUGGGAGCCCAAACCGGGCAAUGUCUUGGGAAGCACCAAAGAGAAGUGCUGCACCCCUCGAGAUUGCGACGAUUACAAGUGCUCCGCCAAGUACGUGAAGAAAUCGAAGAGGCAUGGCCAGGAUGGUUCUCCGCUCUUGCUGCAGGGGAGCACCGACAGCGAGUGUUGUGAGCCAAUCUCAUGCAAGCACAUCGACUGCGAGGCCACGGACGAGUGGAAGACCAACGAAAGCGCCAAGGUUGGUGCAAGCCUGGAGGACUGCUGCAUCCCCCAAUUCUGCAAGCAUCACAGCUGCGAACCUGCGACGAAAUGGGAGCCAAAGCCCAAAGCAAUCCUGGGCAGCAGCAACCCAAGCUGCUGCACGCCCAAGAUGUGCAAGGAGUUCAAGUGCGACGCCGGCUUCGAGCUCCGGGCUGGCGCCGUGAUUGGAGGACAAGGCCUAUUAGGAAGCACCCACAACGAGUGCUGCGAGAAGAAGUCUUGCCACGACUGGAAGUGCAGCGACCCGACGAAAUGGGUGCAGCAGGCUGACGAGAGCAGCCUUGGCGUGGAAAGGCAUGGAUGGAGCGACGAGGAGUGCUGCACGCCUUUGAUGUGCAGCACCAUCGACUGCGUGCCAGAAUCGCUUUGGGCCCCGAAAUCGGCAGAAGAGUUGGAGGGUCUCCUGGGCAGCACCAGCAAGCAGUGCUGCAACCCCAGGUGGUGCAAAGACUACACAUGCACGGGAGACAUUCCUGCACAGAAUGUUACCAGCACCAAGUGGUACAAGAAGGUCGAUACGAAUCAUUUCAAGUUCCGGGGAAGUACGGACGAGGAGUGCUGCCACCCCAAGUAUUGCAGCGAGUACACAACAGAGUUCCCCAGCAAGUACCGGCGAAAGCCCGAAGACCUCCAAGGAAAGCCGAGGCUUGGAAGCACGGAAGCCGAGUGCUACGAUGAGCUCAAGUGCAGCGACUAUUGCUGUAAGGAAAAGGUCUUGCAACUGAAGGAAGACGCAGCGCAGCUCUUGGGCAGCACGGACCAGGAGUGCUGUGAGAAGCCAAGCUAG
Molecule: messenger RNA, 1869 nt
Organism: Symbiodinium sp. CCMP2456
Lineage: Eukaryota; Dinophyceae; Suessiales; Symbiodiniaceae
Source: the annotation of a GenBank genome assembly